Molecule: messenger RNA, 1677 nt
Organism: Lottia gigantea (owl limpet)
Lineage: Eukaryota; Metazoa; Mollusca; Gastropoda; Lottiidae
Exons: 2
Coding region: 1-1677 (558 amino acids)
Molecular function (GO): ubiquitin-protein transferase activity
Source: RefSeq, a predicted model, not a curated record
AUGAUUUUUGGAUACUGCCAAAGGACACACAAAACCAAACAAGGGACAAAACGAAGAAAAAAGGGUCUUCUUAGUAUGAUUAAGAAUAAACUAAACAAAAAAGGUAUAACCAAUGAAAACAGUUCUGACAAUUCUUCUUCAGAAGUAAAAAAAGGGGGACCAUUAAACAAAACUAGGAAAAUAGAAAUCGGAUGGUUAUUUGAAGAAGACGACAAGAAAUUAAAACAAGUUAGACUUAAAACUGGUGGGGGAACCAGAAAGUUGGAUGUUCCCAAGAUGUGCACAUGUGCCGAUGUCCUAAACAUCGGAAAAUCGUUGUUUUUUCCGGGGGAUAUUUCUGCUAAAGGUCCCCUAUCAGAUUUCGACUUGGAGAUUCGAGAUUUCGCACAAAACAAACUUGACGAAAAUAUAAAUGUCGGUGAAAUGUACGAUACAACAAAAAUAAAUCUAUUAAGAUUCUAUUUAGUAACUAAAAGGAAAUUAAGUUCGGUAUCGCGUAUACAACUCCCAAGAGUGACGUCAACGGUUACACGACCUACAUCGUCAAAUAUCGAAACACCAGCUAAGUCAAAACCCAAUAAUUUACCAACCGACAUAGCCACAAGAGGGUACAGAUCUAAUAUCGGAACACCAGCUACAUGGAUACCAAAACCCGAUAAUUUACAACCCCUCAAAAGUACAGGAGCUUGCAGCCUUACAUCCAAUAUCGAAAUUGAAUCAACUGAUAUACUUAAUGAGGCCAUAACAAAGAUCGGGGAAAUAUUACAUAAACCUGUUUCAUACGUUCGAAUAUUGUCUAACGGAGAAGCAGAGGUAGGUGUAGGAAGUGGUGUCGAGAGGGAUACCUUUUCGGCAUUUUGGAGCGAAUUUUAUGCGAAAUACACUGUCGGAGAUACAGCUAAAGUACCUGUUCUACGGCACGACAUGGGUGUAACAACUUGGCAAGCUGUGGCUCGUAUAAUCAUCAAAGGAUAUGAAACAUGUGGAUAUUGGCCACUGAAAAUUGCAUCGCCUUUUCUCGAGGAGGCAAUGUUUGGAACUGUCAUAAGUGAUUUGACUACUGUAUUUUUUAAUCACGUCAGUCAUUCUGAAAGGGAGGUACUGAAAUUGGCAUUGAAUGACUUUGACACAGUCGACAAGGAAGAGUUAAUGGAUAUUCUCUCCACAUAUGACUGUCGGAAAAUCGCCACAGCUGACAAUAUAAAAUAUAUGUUAACAGAAAUUGCACAUAAAGAAAUCAUACAAAGACCAAUGUUUAUAAUAGACAGCAUGCGGAGUGUUUUUGUACUUAAACAAGAAGUGAUUGACUUGGACGAAUUCACCAGGAUUUAUGCGAGACUAACACCAAGCACCAAGAACGUGUUAUCAAUAUUACGCUUUCCAGCAUGUAUGACCGACAGGCAAACUCUUGUAGCAAAUCACCUUAAACGCUUCAUUAGAGGAUUAGACUCUUACAAACUAGAGUUAUUUCUAAGGUUUUGUACUGGUUCAGACCAAAAUACAGAGGGGGAUAUUUCGGUACUCUUCACAGAGAUGUCCGACUUCGCUAAGAAACCUAUUGCUCGGACAUGUGGGAAAUCCCUUGAGUUACCAUUGGAUUACGAGAACUUCACGGAUUUUAAUUCCAAUUUCAAUUGUGUUCUCACCAGUAACAUCUGGUUGAUGGAUAUGAUUUAA